Trematosphaeria pertusa is the source of this 2946-nucleotide messenger RNA. RefSeq lists its product as uncharacterized. The record is from RefSeq and is a predicted model, not a curated record. The transcript is spliced from 5 exons. Gene Ontology annotation, biological process: DNA-templated transcription; regulation of DNA-templated transcription. The coding region runs from base 1 to 2946 and encodes 981 amino acids. NCBI's taxonomy places the organism in Eukaryota, Fungi, Ascomycota, Dothideomycetes, Pleosporales, Trematosphaeriaceae. Gene Ontology annotation, molecular function: zinc ion binding; DNA-binding transcription factor activity, RNA polymerase II-specific; DNA binding.
AUGAACAUGAUUUCCCACCAGUACACGCCGGCCUUCAGCCAUCUGCCCACGCCGAACAUGGUCGACCAGCACCAACACCAUCUGGCCGCGCAGCACAUGGGGCCAUCGCCGCUCGACACGCUGGCACACACCUCCCAGUACGCGCUGCAAUUCCACCAGAACCGCCAUGUUCUGCCCAACGGCAAGGGCAUCGUCAAGCAGCAUCGCUUGCCGUACGCGAACGGGCCCCUAGCUGCAGCCCCCCGCAACCAGCGAGACGCAAUGCUUCACGAACGAGCCGGACGCGGCGCUGCGACAGCAGGCCCGGUACGACGCAGGAUCAGCCGGGCGUGUGAUCAGUGCAACCAGUUGAGGACGAAGUGUGACGGCAAGGCGCCGUGCGCACACUGUAUAGAGUUCGGCUUGACGUGCGAGUACAUGCGGGAGCGCAAGAAGCGUGGUAAAGCAUCAAGAAAAGACAUUGCCCAGCAGCAGGCAGCUGCAGCAGCGGCCGCGGCACACGCCAAUGGCACCGCUCCUCCCUCCGGCGACUCUACCACUGGUAGCCCGCAGUCACGCAGCAAUGAGGAGAAGGGCUCCGAGCCGCAGAGCGCCGUCGAGCAGCCGCUGGAGGGUCAGCGGCCGCUGCCUGAACUGCCCCCACCGAGUCUCCCCCAGGCGCGAUCGGCCAGCAUGGCAACGACUCGCGAUAUGGACGGAGCGCCCAUCUACCAGAACGUGCCAAUCUCCAGGACGAUGAGCAUGAGCGCGAUUGACGCCAUUCCUGAGAACCAGAUGCCCAGCGACGGCAUGCACCACCCGAUGCAGCCGCCACGCAUCCAAACUCAAGGGCUCCACACCAUGCACAAUCCGAUUCCGGAAUAUGCGUCCAUGGAAGACUUCAACAGAAACAUGAUGCAUCAAUCUCCCCACCACCCAAUGAUGCAGAGCGGCAUGCACCCGAUUGUCCCAUCGAACAUGGAAUACACCAAUAGCCCCUACGACAUGAUGAGCCCCCAGAGUGCGCAAGCACCCCCGAAUACCUUCCGGAUGCCGCAAGCAGAGUCGCCAAUGCCUGGGUAUAUCGGUACCUCGCCGGUGUCCGGCUCUCCAGGCUGGCUCUCGCUGCCCUCGCCGUCCACGACCAUGUAUCACGGUGCUCCACACGCCAACAGCCAACAACUACGUUAUCCGGUCUUACAGCCUCUGGUACCGCACCUCACAAAUAUUAUGCCGCUAUCGCUAGCAUGCGAUUUGCUAGAGCUAUACUUCCAGAGCUCCUCGUCCGCCUUCAUGCAACCAGUCUCCCCCUACAUCCUUGGCUACGUAUUCCGAAAAGAAUCGUUCCUACGGCAGAACAACCCGCGUGUCUGUAGUCCAGCAUUGCUUGCCAGCAUGCUGUGGAUUGGCUGCUUGACUAGCGAGUCUCCAUACCUGGCGUCGUCGCCGUCCGCCCGCAGCCAACUGUCCGAGAAGCUGAUCAACCUGACCAUCAGCCUGCUGAAGCCGCUGGUACACCAGUCGCCCAGUGAGGAUGCUAGUCCUACUUUCAACGGCCAAGGUGCGACGAUGAACCAAUUCGGUAUUCCGAUGGCACCUGAGCCAGAAUUAGCCGGCCUUCAAGAGCAUCAGUUCGACCAUGCACAGCCCCGUGGAGUCCUCCGGAGUGGCCAGUACGCAGUCACCUCAGCGGGCGCACCAGGUGGCAUCGACGAUAUAGUAACCUACGCCCACCUUGCUACAGUCAUUAGUGCGAGCGAGUACAAAGCUGCAUCUCUCCGCUGGUGGAACGCGGCAUGGAGUUUAGCGAGAGAACUGAAGCUCGGCAAGGAAGUGCCCAUCACACCACCCCCUGAGGACGACGCGGAUGCUCCUGGCGAAGUCGACAUUGAGCACAUGAACGGAACGCAACCGAAUGGCCAGAACGGACCGAUCAAUCUCACUGAGGAACAACGAGAAGAGCGACGACGCGUUUGGUGGCUCCUCUACACGGUAGACAGGCACUUAGCCUUGUGCUACAAUAGGCCGCUGUCACUCUUGGAUAUUGAGUGCAGCGACCUCCUCACUCCGGUGAACGAUAGCGUAUGGCAAGCUGGCGAAUUCUAUGGGGACUCCGCUCAAUCUUUCUCAGAUCCUUCCGUUCGACGAGGCCCCAUAUAUGAGUGCACCGGACACUCCAUAUUCGGAUUUUUCCUACCUCUCAUGACCAUCCUGGGAGAGAUCGUAGAGGUCCACCAUGCGCGUAACCACCCUAGAUUCGGUACGAAGACCAAUUGGGACGAUCACGUUGCCGAGAUCACUCGUCAGCUCGAGGCGUACGGCCGGUCGCUGCAAGACUUCAAAGCAAGAGCUAUCAGUGAGGCAAACGCAGAGGCGCACGAGCCAGUCCACCCGGGCACGCCGUCAGCGCGCUCAGUCAACUCGACGACCACCAGGGCUCAAGAGUCACUCAUGCGAGCCAAGAUUGUGGUGGCGUAUGGCACUCACAUCAUGCAUACGCUGCACAUCUUGCUGAACGGCAAGUGGGAUCCAAUCUCCCUCCUCGACGAUAACGACCUCUGGAUAUCGUCUCAGAGCUUCAUCGACGCCACCGGUCACGCCGUCUCAGCCGCCGAAGCGCUCAACGAGAUCCUGGAGUUAGAUCCCGACUUAUCAUACAUGCCAUUUUUCUUCGGGAUCUACCUACUGCAGGGUAGCUUCCUGCUUCUCCUAAUCGCGGAUAAGCUCCAGGGCGAGGCAAACCCCAACGUGGUCAAGGCAUGCGAGACGAUCGUACGAGCGCAUGAAGCCUGCAUCGUCACGCUGAACACAGAAUACCAGCGAAAUUUCCGGAAGGUCAUGCGAUCGGCUUUACAGCAGGUGCGCGGGCGAGGCAUGGACGAGCAUGCGGAGUUCGCCCAGCAGCGUCGCCGCGAGAUGCUGAGCCUCUACCGCUGGAGCGGCGACGGUACUGGCCUCGCACUCUGA